AUGGAUCGCAGAUUUAGCGCCGAUCACCAAUGGUUCGUUUCACCGCUUCUAGAGCUGAAAGCAGUCAAGGAGGAUUUAUUGGACGCGAGAGAAGAUGCAGAAAUAACAAUCGACCGAGAAAUCGACACAGCGACAGAUGCAGAAGACCUGAAAAAAGUGGAAAUGGAGGUGUGGCAGAACAGCAUGACUUUGGAAGGAUUCAGCAGUUCAGAUGCCGCGGAAGCCAUUUCAGCAGUUUCAGACCUUGAUAUGUUUCUCUCCGAUGUAGGAUCCAGCCGAAAUUUGGAGGAUAUGAAGGGAGACGAAGCUGAUUUAAAGAAAUCAAUUUUGUUCACUCAUAAAGAGUUUGCCAAAAGAAACGAGUGGACGAAAGCUUCCAGACAGCGAAAAUCGCAGUAUGUGACGUCGCUGAAAUACGAUAAAUUUAUGAUGAGCGGCGGGGCGAACACAACGAUGUACCGCCCGCAGUGCUCCAUCACUGAAAAAUGCGACGAUGACAUCGUCCUCAUCGUCGACACCAUAGUUCCAUACAACAGACCGCUUCAGUCCCACGAGUUGCGGAGCUCACGUCUUCUGAAGACUCAGAACAAGUUUCUAGUCAGAGGAGACACUUUUUUGUCAGAUUUGAGGAAGAAAUUUUACUGCCAAUGCGACACAAUCGUCCCCCUGGAGAAUGGCCUGGAGUUGGAGCCACCUUGCUUUGAUAAUUCCACUGCUGAGAGAUUCCCCUCCUCGUUCAUUUUUGUGCAUAACACGUUUUAUGUUGACUCCGCGCCGGAAAACGCACAAGAUAUUUCCUUCCCAAUUCGAAAGUUCAUGCAAGACAGGGAGAUUUUCGACCCGGUGGACGCGGUGCCAAUGGAAGGCGUUCGGAUUAUCGAUUUGAGUCUCCGCCUCGGCCAGCCCUACGUUUUUCAGCACUCUGGAAACUGUGAGCAUGUGCUGAUAUUUCAUGAUUUGCGGCUGCUACAUGAAUCGGAUCCACGUGGCAUCGAUCAGUAUCCGUAUGUGUUGUAUGAGAAGGGAAACGAGCGGAAGUGCGAGAUUUGUAAAAAAGGACAUGUCGAAUUCGUCGUAGAUCGUCACGAACUCCUUCCCAACACGUACACCUACUUCUGUCGGUCCUGCUUUCAGGAGUACAAUUUUGUGCAUGGCGUCAAAACGCACUCGUUCAACGCAUGGCCAUACACUGAGCUGAAGAAGGUGGAGCAGAACGGAUGGCCGUUUGAUGAGCCCGAUGAUAUGGAUGAUUCUUGA
Caenorhabditis briggsae is the source of this 1257-nucleotide messenger RNA. Gene Ontology annotation, biological process: snRNA transcription by RNA polymerase III; snRNA transcription by RNA polymerase II. Gene Ontology annotation, cellular component: snRNA-activating protein complex. The transcript is spliced from 7 exons. The record is from RefSeq and is a predicted model, not a curated record. NCBI's taxonomy places the organism in Eukaryota, Metazoa, Nematoda, Chromadorea, Rhabditida, Rhabditidae. Gene Ontology annotation, molecular function: core promoter sequence-specific DNA binding; RNA polymerase II cis-regulatory region sequence-specific DNA binding; bent DNA binding. Bases 1 to 1257 code for a protein of 418 amino acids.